Laetiporus sulphureus 93-53 is the source of this 330-nucleotide messenger RNA. RefSeq lists its product as uncharacterized. Gene Ontology annotation, cellular component: mitochondrial large ribosomal subunit. Lineage: Eukaryota; Fungi; Basidiomycota; Agaricomycetes; Polyporales; Laetiporaceae. Gene Ontology annotation, biological process: translation. Gene Ontology annotation, molecular function: structural constituent of ribosome. The transcript is spliced from 3 exons. The record is from RefSeq and is a predicted model, not a curated record. The coding region runs from base 1 to 330 and encodes 109 amino acids.
AUGUUCCCAACGCUCGCCAGGCUUUCCAAGGCCUCUCGCCGGCCGCUCACCUCGAAGAGGGGUAACAAGGAUUUCUACAAAGGCACUGGACAGGCCUUCCUCCCCGGAGGACACCGAACAGGUGCACCAGGCAAACACGUCGUUAGAGGAAAGGCAAAGUACCGCCUUGUUGAUGAGAAGGUCCGUGUCUUUGUAGCACCGUCGAUUGAGGACAUCAAAAACACCAAACUCCGGCCAUACGUCGACAUCAGUUUCAACCUCUCGAAAGAGGAGAAGGAUGGUGUGUACAAGAGGCUUUAUCCGCUCGAGAAGGCACAGCAAUCCGACUAG